This is a messenger RNA of Tilletiopsis washingtonensis, 1335 nucleotides long. RefSeq lists its product as hypothetical. Lineage: Eukaryota; Fungi; Basidiomycota; Exobasidiomycetes; Entylomatales. Gene Ontology annotation, cellular component: GPI-anchor transamidase complex. Gene Ontology annotation, biological process: attachment of GPI anchor to protein. The record is from RefSeq and is a predicted model, not a curated record. The annotation marks the transcript as partial. The transcript has 4 exons.
UGGAGCAAGCUCACCUCUUCUCUGGCGGGCCUGUUCUGCACCACCCUCUCUUCGCUCUCGUCGCCCAGUCUAGUCAUGCCUCACUCUGGCAACUCAAGCAACAAGACGACAACACUCCACGCCCUGCUGCCCUCGGAGCAAGUAUGCACCGAAAACCUCGCGCCGCUGCUCUCCCUCUUGCCGUGCGGCGCACAUGCCGGCCUGGCCAGUCUGCUUGACAUGCAUCGCAUGGCCGAGGCGCAAUACGUCGGCAUGCGCAUCUACAUGCGUCGCCACCAGCGCCAGGAGCAGGAGGCAGAGCAGGACAAGAAGAAAGCUCAACAGCAUCACGCUGCAGAGGAGGAGAUGUGGACCGUGCAACUCAAAAAGCUCUUCUCUCGACCUUUGCAGCGCGUGUGUCCACUGGCCACAUCCUCGUCCAUCGUCGUACACGCGCCUCUCGACGCUGCCUCCUUUGCACCAAGCAAUCACAACGACGCCGACGACGACGACGGCGCGAGCGAGGCUCUCUUCACUCCCAAGUUCAAGCUCUAUCCCGCCCUCGCUGCUCAAGCGCCGGCGUUGUCGCCGGAGGAUGAGGAGAUCGCUGACGACGACGCCGAUGCCGCCGACGCCGCCGCCGCGCCAUUGACGCCCGCUCAACAUCUGACGAAACAUGGACGCGUGACGUACGAUGCUUUGAGCGCUGAGCUGCCGCUCAAUGUCGGCAUGGACUGGACGGAGGCCGUCUUCUCCUACCCUCGCAACUACACAUCUCCCGACCUGCUCUUCUCGCGCGACUUUCGCGGCGCCGGUCAAGAGCGCGGCGUCUUCUCGCUGCAGCUGCGCAACACGAACGAAGUGCAUGCGCUCGACUUGCUCUACUACGAUGCGCUGCCAUGGUAUAUCCGUCCCUACCUGCACACCCUCUCUUCCCGCGUCGAGCUCGCCGAAUUCUCCCAUCCCGACUUGGUGCGCUUCGCCGACGAUGAAUCGGCCUCGCCCCUCGUCGGCGCCAGCUACUCGCCGGCCAUGCCGCGCGCAAGGCCGUUUCGCCUCGAACUCAAGCUGCGCAUCCCGCCGGCGGCCAGCGUGCGCCUGGAGAUGGCGUAUGACAAGGCCUUCUUGAGGUACGAGGAACAUCCGCCCGACGCGCAUCGCGGCUUUGAUGUGCCGCCGGCCAUCAUUGUGCAGCUUGCAGACGAGAGGGCAAGGCAUAGGAGGGAAAAGUGGUACUACACGCGCCCGGCACUCAUUGAGGUGGCGGUGCCCGACUUCUCGGUGCGUAAAGGCGGAAGCAAGACUGUGGGGGAAGCGAGGGAGGCCGGGCAGGCGCAAAGGAACACGACAGGCUGA